Molecule: messenger RNA, 1398 nt
Organism: Melanaphis sacchari
Lineage: Eukaryota; Metazoa; Arthropoda; Insecta; Hemiptera; Aphididae
Product: tigger transposable element-derived protein 1-like
Exons: 2
Coding region: 1-1398 (465 amino acids)
Cellular component (GO): nucleus
Molecular function (GO): DNA binding
Source: RefSeq, a predicted model, not a curated record
AUGAAUGAGUCUAGUGUUCGAGAAAUACGUAAAAAUGAAGAAACAAUACGACGCAGUGUUAUGGAAAGUGCUCCUAUUUCCAAUAAAACGUGUUUUAUCACGCGUGAUGUUAUGGUGGAGAAAACUGAAAAAGCCUUAAAUAUUUGGAUUGAAGACCAAACCCAAAAAAAAGUUCCUCUCAGUUCUAUAAUUAUACGUGAAAAAGCUAAACAAAUUCAUCAGCAUUUUACAAGUUCAUCGCAGAAGACGGCAAAAACUCGUCGUUUCUUGCAAGCAAAGGGAGGUUACACACCUGAACAGGUAUUCAAUGCAGAUGAAACUGGUCUUUUUUGGAAAAGAAUGCCAUCAAGAACUUUUUUAUCAAAAAAUGAAAAAACAGCACCCGGAUUUAAGGCUGCCAAAGAUAGACUAACCUUAUUGCUUUGUGCCAAUGCUUGUGGUUUUAUGAUAAAGUCAAUGGUCGUUUAUAAGUCUCUUAAUCCAAGAGCCUUCAAAGGUAAAGAUAUGAAUCACUUGCCUGUGUUUUGGAGAGCAAACAAUAAAGCUUGGGUCACAGCACAGAUUUUUAGUGAUUGGUUUAAGAACUGUUUUAUUCCUCAAGUGGAGACGUACCUAAAAUUAAAAAAUCUCCCUUUUAAAGCUUUAUUGCUGAUUGACAAUGCCCCGGGCCAUCCUUCCUCAUUAGAACUUCAGCAUUCUAACAUUAAAGUCAUGUUUUUGCCUCCAAAUACCACCUCAAUUCUUCAACCAUUAGAUCAAGGGGUGAUCGCAGCUUUUAAAGCUUAUUACGUAAGAAGAACUUUCCAACGUUUAUUAAAAAACAUGGAAGAAGAUCCAGAACUCACUGUCACACAAGGAUGGAAAAAUUAUAACAUCGCUGAAUGUCUUGUCAACAUCAAAGAAUCACUUGACGAAGUUCAACCUUCCACUAUAAAUGCUUGUUGGCGAAAGUUAUGGCCGGAAGUUGUGUUUGUCGAUAAAAUUGACGAUCUGAGCAUCACUGUGAAUCAAAUCGUAGGAAUUGCUCGGGACGUAGAAGGUUUUGAUGAGAUAAAUAGAGAAGACAUAGAAGAAAUGAUGAAUAACUAUGAUAAAGAGCUUACAUUGGAGGAGCUGGAAGAAAUAACCGCAACCCAAAACGAACCAAAACAAUCUAACCAGGAAGAAGAGGAAAAAGAGCCUGUGAAGCUGGAUUUUUCCUCUAAAUCAAUCAAUGAGAUUUUUUCAUUGGCAAACCAACUGACUGAACGAGUUUUUGAGACAGAUCCACUCACUGAAAGAGCAUUAAAGUUCAAAAGAGGAAUCCAAGAAUUGUUGGUGCCAUACGAAGAAGUUCGCAAAGACGUAGAAAAUAAAAGGAAGCAAACAUCUAUUACUAAUUUUUUCCAUCCUUCUUAA